AUGUCGGUUGAUAGCAGUCGUCCGGGAGUUGGCGAUGUCAUCUUCACCGCCUUCAAACCUAUCGCCAAAAUGGCGGCCAUCACGUUGGGCGGCGCCGUGUUGUCAGAAGCCACGCGGGCUAACGCUGGAAUCCUAAUCAACCUCCUCCUACCGAUGCUCAUUUUCUCGGCCGUCACCACGUCCUUCGAUGCCUCGAAUAUCAAAUCCGUCGUUGCCCUGGUGGUGACCGGUGUGCUGUACAUGUUUAUGGGAUUGGCUUUUGGGUUCCUUGUGCGAUGGCUCACGCCAGUGCCGAAGACGUGGAAGUGGGGGGUGUUGAUUACUGGUGCUUGCAGUAAUGUUGGUGAUCUGCCGAUUGCGUUCGUGUUGACCAUCGCGAAGAGUGCGCCGUUCAGUGGCGAGCAGGAUAGCACGAGGGGAAUUGCCUAUGCGUCGAUAUUUAUGGUGGUGCAGACAUUAGCGAUGUUCAGCCUAGGAGGUGCGCAAUUGCUCAAGCGGGACUUCCGCCCCGUCGAGGAAUCGCCCGAUCCCGAAAAGGCCGCGGCCACGUCGUCGAAGCUCAAGUCGACCGUUACGGCGAUCGCCAACCGAACGCGGAAAACUGUCGGGCUUGUGUCGCGACGUGCUGGCGGGCGACGACAGCCACCAGCAUCGCCGGCGGUCAUGCUCACUUGUGCGGCGGGCGGUACGGCAAGAACGGGAACUAGCCAUUCGUCAGAGGAGGGUUACAAGACCUCCGCCAAUAACACUCCCAACGACGGGAACUCCAUCGUCGAGGCGGACCGCGACCGCGAUGUCAUUUCCCCGGCUUCAAUAUCCGCGCAUUCGAUCGGCUCACGCACCGGCCCCGCAGCCAAGGAAACCUCCGCAAUAGCCCGGCCCAACUGCAUCAAGCGGGUAUGGAGCGGAUAUAUCGUGCCGGUAUUUGCGCCGCCGUCACUUUCGUUGAUAGUCGGCCUGAUCGUGGCGAACAUCCCGCCACUAAAGGCGCUGUUCGUAAAGACGGACAAGUUUGAUAUGCCCUCGGCGCCGGACGAUAAGCCGCCGCUGGACUUUAUCAUGGAGAUUUGCACGUUUGGUGGGUCUGCCGUGCCCGUAAUCGGAAUGCUCCUCUUGGGUGCAAAUCUGUCACGCAUGUCGAUUAAGAACCUCCCCAGGGGUUUUUGGAAAUCAACCGUUAUGAUGUCGGUUUUGAAGUUGGUCGUUAGUCCGAUUGUCGGGAUGUUGUGGACAAAGAUGGUCAUGAACCGAACGGGCCUGAUUGAUCCCGAGGAGAAGAUGCUGCAGUUCAUCCUGAUCCUCUGUGCCGGAGUACCGACUGCCACCCUCCAGGUGUAUCUCACCAACAUCUACGCCACAGAAGGAAGCGUUGAAACAUCUGCGUUGUCUGCAAUGUUGCUGGCGCAAUACAGUACCAUGCUUUUAACACUAACGAUCCUCGUAUCUUACACCCUCAGCAACGCCCUCUAG
Messenger RNA from Tricharina praecox, 1470 nucleotides. Its product is annotated as auxin efflux carrier. NCBI's taxonomy places the organism in Eukaryota, Fungi, Ascomycota, Pezizomycetes, Pezizales, Pyronemataceae. Gene Ontology annotation, biological process: transmembrane transport. The transcript is spliced from 11 exons. Bases 1 to 1470 code for a protein of 489 amino acids. The record is from RefSeq and is a predicted model, not a curated record. Gene Ontology annotation, cellular component: membrane.